AGUAACAUUUGCACCCAAUCCUCUCUCUCAGACACACACAUUGAAACCGGUGGACACGCGCCAGUGAGUUUCGAAAAAAUGGCGACACUGUACUCACUUCAGAGCGCCAACCUUCUUCUUAAUUCUCCAUUCUCUCUCUCUUCUUCUUCUUCUUCUUCUUCUUCACGCUCCACUUUCUCUCUCUUCGCUUCCACAUCCAGGCCCAAUAUGUCGUCUCAGGCUUCCAUUGAAUCCACGCCGUGUCUUCCUCCUCUGCCUGAUAAUCGCAUCGUGCUGGGUGUUGGUGCUGUGGUGGUGGACAUCUUGGCGGCCGUGGCUGCUUAUCCUAAGCCGGAUGACAAGAUCCGAAGCACGAGCUUGAAGGUUCAAGGAGGUGGCAAUGCUGGAAAUGCUUUAACUUGUGCAGCUCGUUUGGGCUUAAAUCCAAGGCUGAUUUCCAAGGUUGCUGAUGAUGCACAAGGGAGAGGAAUACUGGAGGAACUAGAAGCUGAUGGUGUAGACACUUCUUUUCUUGUGGUUUCAAAGGAGGGAAAUUCGCCUUUUACCUAUGUCAUUGUUGACAAUCAAAUGAAAACUCGCACUUGUAUUCACACUCCAGGAUCCCCUCCUAUGAUACCUUCUGAGCUUUCCAUCUCAAAUUUGAUAUCAGCCUUGGACAGAGCACAACUCGUCUAUUUUGAUGUAAGGUUGCCUGAAACGGCUUUAGUAGUUGCACAGGAGGCAAAACGCAAGAGUAUACCUAUUUUAGUGGAUGCAGAAAAGAAAAGGGAAGGGUUGGACGAUCUUCUAAAUUUUUCAGACUAUGUUGUAUGCUCGGAAAAAUUUCCACAGGCAUGGACUGAAGCGCCAUCUGUUCCGAGUGCACUUAUUUCCAUGCUUUUGAAGUUGCCAAAUAUUAAAUUUGUGAUUGUGACCUUAGGCGAAGAUGGCUGCAUAAUGCUUGAGAGAAGUGUAACUGCUUUUCAUUGGAGCGUACCUUUAGCAGAGAUUGAUCAGUCUGAAGAAAUGGAUGUAGAUAGUUUAUUAGAAUCGCUGAAGCAGAGAAUGGACAAUAGCAAAUCCAUGCCAGCAUGCAUUUCAUCGACGGUGACAAAAUUGCGAGGAGAUGGGGUUGGAACUGUGAGUGGGAGAUUAUUAGUUGGAACGGCUGAGAAGAUACCAGCCUCAGAACUUAUUGAUACAACAGGUGCUGGAGAUGCAUUUAUUGGGGCCGUUCUGUAUGCUAUUUGUGCCGACAUGCCACCAGAAAAAAUGUUGCCGUUGGCUGCUCAAGUGGCAGCUGCUAGCUGUAGAGCUCUGGGAGCCCGAACUGGUCUUCCUCGUCGCACUGAUCCUCGCCUGGCUUCCUUUUUACAUUAAAGUUCCCAAACGACAGCCACUCAACUGGUGCGGUGAGCAAGAAACGUGGCAUUUCCUUUAAGUCGAGCCUUUUGAUCUCCAUUGUCUGCAUUAGUGUUUUCUGGACUUCUACUCUAUAUUUCUUUUGUCGUGAAAAUGAUUUGGCAAUUGUGAGCAACAGACGGUUCAAUAAGUGGCGGUGAAAAUGCCAAGUUUUAUAAUCGAGGACAGAAAAUGGGGCACUUUUUAACCUCUUCAUUUUUGUAUGAAUGUACCAAAAAAAGGGAUAAUAUGUCAUUUCUCCUGCAAUGAUUUGUUUAUUCACCUAGGCAAAAACUCAAUGACACUUGACUCUGGUUUUUUUUUUUUUCUU
This is a messenger RNA of Cornus florida, 1711 nucleotides long. RefSeq lists its product as uncharacterized. The coding region runs from base 79 to 1359 and encodes 426 amino acids. Gene Ontology annotation, molecular function: kinase activity. Lineage: Eukaryota; Viridiplantae; Streptophyta; Magnoliopsida; Cornales; Cornaceae. The transcript is spliced from 13 exons. The record is from RefSeq and is a predicted model, not a curated record.